Messenger RNA from Momordica charantia (bitter melon), 879 nucleotides. Its product is annotated as GDSL esterase/lipase At5g03610. Gene Ontology annotation, molecular function: hydrolase activity, acting on ester bonds. NCBI's taxonomy places the organism in Eukaryota, Viridiplantae, Streptophyta, Magnoliopsida, Cucurbitales, Cucurbitaceae. The record is from RefSeq and is a predicted model, not a curated record.
AUCGAGCUUGCUUUUCUUACACAAAUGGAGUCAACAAAGUUGUUCUUCCCCCUCUUGUUCAUCUCCCUCAUGGCAGGACAAGGACUAGGCGGUCAUUAUUCUAUCCACAAGCAUUUUGAGGCUACCAAUAAGUUGUUUGUGUUUGGGGAUUCCUACGUUGACACCAGCAAUGAAAUAUCCAACGAUAGUUUCAUUAAGUAUCCAUAUGGAAUUAUCUUUCUCGGCAAACCUGAUGGACGUAACUCUGAUGGUUAUGUUCUCACAGAUUACUUUGCGAGUUUUCUAAACCUGGAGUCUUCGAUCCCAUACAUGCAAUUGUAUGAUGUAGUAAAUCCAGAAUUAUUAGAUGGUGUCAACUUUGCUUUUGGUGGAACUGGUGUGUUUGAUACACAAAUACACAAAUUUCUGCGCCAAACUUGACCAAGCAAAUCGACUUCUUACAAGAGAUGAUUGAUAACUCUACGUUCACUCCACAAGACAUUAACUCAUCUUUAGCCCUUGUCUCCGUAUCUGGCAUUGACUAUUUAACUUACCUAAUACAAAAUCUUAGUAAUAUCACUGAAUUAAUUCAGGGUUUGAAACCUUAAUUUCAUAAGCUCAGUGGUGGCCACUGCCGCAGAAGACUUGAAACGCAUCCAUAGCUUGGGAGUGAAGAAAGUAGUGGAGACAAUAUAUAAUACAUCUUUGACUAUACACACAUACAGCGAGUUUUUUAGGCCUUGAGUCUCCAAUACCAUACAUGCAAUUGUAUGACGUAGUAAAUCUAGAGUUGCUAGAUGGUGUCAACUUUGCUUGUAGUGGAAUCGGUGUGUUUGAUGCACAAAUUUUUGCGCCAAACUUGACCAAGCAAAUCGACUUAUUACAAGAGCUUAUUGAUAA